CGUACACAGCCUUUUUUGUUAGCGGCCAUAUUUGUCAACCUCGUGGGUCCGAAACGACCGAAAAAAACACAUUUUACAAUGAAUCCAGAAAAACUGAAGCAACUUCAAGAACAAGUGAGGAUUGGUGGAAAGGGAACUGCCCGAAGGAAGAAGAAGGUUGUCCACAGAACUGCUACCACAGAUGGUAAAAAAGUACAGACCACAUUAAAGAAACUUUCUGUUAGCAAUAUACCAGGCAUUGAAGAGGUUAAUAUGAUUAAAGAAGAUGGUAUGGUUAUUCAUUUUAACAAUCCAAAAGUGCAAGCAUCAUUAGCAGCCAACACAUUUGCCAUUACAGGCCAGGCUGAAAAUAAACAAAUAGCAGAAAUGUUACCCGGAAUCCUGAACCAGCUAGGAGCAGAAUCUUUAAGUAGUCUUAAAAAACUUGCUUCUACUGUUGCUGGAGGUUUUACAGCAGGUGGUAGUGACCGACCGUCUACAGAAGAUAUUGACGAUGAUGAUGAUGGCGUGCCAGAUUUGGUGGAAAAUUUUGAUGAAACUUCUAAAGGAGAAUAAUCUAGGAACAAACUUUUUGUCAUGUUAUCUUAUCAUGUGUAAACUUUGCUUCGAACAUAUAGUUUGUAUGACAGUGUGUGAUAAAAGUCGUCAAAUGACCCUGCCGCGUAACUGCCUAUUGGUGGUGUAUACACUAAGUUGUCUGAAAUUCAUUUCACACCUGCAAUGGAGGCAACUCAAUUUUGUAAAACAAACAUUUAGCAUUUUCUCUAUUGCAAGUGUAAAUAAAAACAUUUUCUACA
Molecule: messenger RNA, 797 nt
Organism: Mytilus californianus (California mussel)
Lineage: Eukaryota; Metazoa; Mollusca; Bivalvia; Mytilida; Mytilidae
Product: transcription factor BTF3 homolog 4-like
Exons: 7
Coding region: 79-555 (158 amino acids)
Cellular component (GO): cytosol; nascent polypeptide-associated complex
Source: RefSeq, a predicted model, not a curated record